AUGGAUAGAUAUAAAAGCAUAUGUUAUUAUGAAACCUUUAGGAAGAAUAUUUUGCCCGUGAAAAACGUAAAAUAUCACGAAAGGGAUAAAAUUUAUCUUUCACUGGGUUCGUUAGUAUUUUUCAAAGAUCCUUUUCAGUUAAAGAGAAUUCAAGGUUAUAGUAAAAGUAACAAUGAAGCCAACGAGGAUGAAAUAUCAUUAAACUGUUCAAUAUAUAAGAACGAUAAGAGGAUAACGAACGUAAUAGAAGUUAAAAUAAGGAACAAUAAACUGAGGGAAGUAUGUUACGGAAAGUAUAAGCCUUCCACGCCAACCAGAUUACUGGCGACGAAAAAAGGGAGAAUAACGCUUAAAACGAAUAAAGAAACGGAGAAAUCAGAUAAGGAAUGUGUGAGGAGUAGAAGCAGUAAGUUAAGAGCACCAAUUAUCGUGAAAAUCAACAGUGUGUUGGUGUUUAAGAUAAGGAGACGGAGAAGUGGGCUGAGGAACAGAUUGGAUAACUCCACAGUUAGCAUAUCGCUGGACCUGUAUGUUAACAGCAGUCAUAUAUCAACGAAUAGGAAGAAAAUAUUGGUGCCAUCAAAUGAGUAUAAUACGCCGAGGAAAAGUAGCAGUAGAAUAGAGUAUAAUACAGGGUGCUUAGUUUUGUAUAGUAAGGGAGAACAUAGCGGUAGCAGUAAGGACCGGAGUAAUAAUUGUUGUAGCGGCAUUGGAGAGUGCUGUUGCAAUGUCGAAGAGAGGAAAGUAUGCCAGAAGCACAUAACUGAUAUUAUUGACACGAUCACAAGUUUAAUAGGAAGUAUUAGUGUUAGUACUAGUGCCAGAGGGGAGUUGAGCGGUAGCGGCACGAGAAGCAUUGGCCGCAGCUGUAUCAACAGCGCCGGAUACAGGAGGUACAUCCUGUACAGAUACCUGCAAGUGCUGUACUAUUUAUUGUCCAGCGAAGUGGAAAUAUGCAAAGAUGCAGGCGUACCCCUAUCAAUGCUAACAUUCAGAACCGUGGAAAGCGGUAGUUCAGACGAUAGUGGCAGUUACAACCAUGACGCUCUAUGCGGACGUGUGAAUGAAAUGCUGUUUAGAUACAGCGGAUUAUUGGCAGUUGAUAGCAGAGACUUGCUGUAUAUUGAGAUACCAACAGAGUUUAAGGCGCUACAACUGCUGUUCAGAUCAUCACUAUUAAGCAUUAACAUGAGAGGCUCAGGGGAGGCGGAAGAGCAUAAAGUAAAGAUAUGCGGCAGAUGGUACACCUAUAAGGAAAUCAACUCAAUUGUGUAUAAGUAUUACAACCAACUGGCAAAAUCGCCGAAUUCAAUAUGCUUACUGCUAAGAUUCACCGACUACUCUGAUAUCACCCAGUACGCGUUGCUGCAAUCAUAUUUAGAAAAGCUAGAUACUACCACUGGUAAUACCAGCAGCACUAGCACCAGUAUUACCAGCAGUAAUGUGAUAUUGGAGUUGAUUUCAUGCGAUUUUGUUCACCUGGAUGGUAGAACAAGAAGAAAAAUCAUAUCAAUUCUAAUUAAAAAUGUACACAAGGAUCUGUUGAAGAGGUAUUUCAGGCAGUUUCUGUACUUUCUAAAGUAUGAUAUUGACGAUGCAUUUUUCAACCAUGUAGUAAAAGUGAUAGAAGGCGACGUAGAGUUAUCAUUGAAGAUUUUGACCACUACCAGUGAGAACAUUGUAUAUUUGGAAUGCUUGAGUAAAUAUGUUAAACACCUGAAGAAAGUGGAUGGUAAAGUGUUGAGUGUGAUUAAGCUGGAACAGUCGUUUUUAAACAUAUUCAUAAGAAUAAUCAACAGCAUAAAUGAGACUAGGAAAAAGUACACCCUGAGAAACCACUAUCUACACGUGCUUUUGAGUCAGCUAACAGGCUCAAAAUUGAGGAGGGGGAAAUUUGAGUUGAGCAUAGAUAGGGAGAGAAAGUUGAUACGACUGAGUCCACACGUGCCACUGAUAACAGAUGUAGACAGGGUAAUAAGGGCAAUUGACUACCGGAGAUCAUACAUAUACAAAUCCUCAAACUACCCACUGAUUCUACAGCUAAAAGUGGGAACGGGCGACGAUGGCAACAGCACCGGCGGUGACGGCAGUGGUUGCGGUGCUGGCAAGGACACGGAUCAAAGGAUAAUGCUUAAGAUGAACUACGCGCGGAACGAUGAACUCUGUUUGGAAGUGCUGAGUCUCUUUAAACACAUAUUAGGGAAGCACCACAUACCAGUGCUGACGUACAAGAUGAUAUCCGUGUACAAAAACCUUGGGUAUAUACAGCUGCUGCCUACCUUGAAUGGAAACACCACCGGCGCUUCUGGUGAUGCUGACCGCGAUGACGCUGCCAGUCCUAGUUUUAAGGAGAAUUUUAUCAACAGCUUCGCAGUCGUCAGCAUCCUGAACUACCUGCUGGAGGUGGGCGACAGGCACUACGAAAACGUGAUGCUUCAGAGAAACGGGGUCGUGACCAACUUCGACUUCAACUUCAUCCUCGGAAACGACCCCAACAUCCUCAAAAAGCCGCCUUUCAGGUUUUCCAGCGGGGACUUGGAGGUCCUCGAGAGGCUCGACGCGUACGGCGAGUUCGUAGAAAGGUUCACGCUCAUAUUCGGACUAAUUCGGCGGAGGUACAAGUCGGUGCUAAAUCUGCUCUACUCAAGCGGAGUUGACAUAGGCGACGUGAACAGCGUAGAGGCGCGGUUCAUGUUGGACUUAAGCCACGCGCAGCUGAGCGAGAGGCUGAGUGCGUUGAUUCUGGAGUCGCGCAGUUCACACUACCCGCAGUUCAUAGACAAGUGGCACCGGUUCACAAACUUGUUUAAAUGA
Molecule: messenger RNA, 2814 nt
Organism: Theileria orientalis strain Shintoku
Lineage: Eukaryota; Apicomplexa; Aconoidasida; Piroplasmida; Theileriidae
Exons: 5
Coding region: 1-2814 (937 amino acids)
Biological process (GO): autophagosome assembly; endocytosis; autophagy of peroxisome
Cellular component (GO): phosphatidylinositol 3-kinase complex, class III, type I; phosphatidylinositol 3-kinase complex, class III, type II; phagophore assembly site
Molecular function (GO): 1-phosphatidylinositol-3-kinase activity
Source: RefSeq, a predicted model, not a curated record